CACUCUCAGCCUUGUCAGCUAUGUUGAGACCAAAUUAGCAGCUGUACUUUAAUCAGCAUUCAACAUGUGGAGACUUGCGGUUGUUGUUGUGUCUGUGUUUAUCCAGUGUACACUAGCCCAGGAUGUGGACUCGUUAUUUUUACAAUAUGCUGGUGACGAUAACUUAAUUCAGAGGGACGAGUUUGAUCGGUUUUGGCUGCACUUUGAUCAGAAUUCUGAUGGAAGUGUCACCAAGAACGAGUUCGACAUGGGCUGGAGACUAGAAGGAUUCCCCAAGCCACAAAACGCCCCUUUCUUUUUCCUCGAGCUGGACAGAGUAGCCGAUGAAAUCCUAAAUUUUUUGGAUUUCCCUCACAUCUUCCGUCUGUUUGACGAGGAUGGUAACGGCGAAAUCAAUGACAGAGAGAUGAUCUACAAUUGGCGAGCCUAUUUUAUUUAGACGAAUUUUUUUGUAAAAAAAACCAGG
Messenger RNA from Physella acuta, 466 nucleotides. RefSeq lists its product as uncharacterized. Gene Ontology annotation, molecular function: calcium ion binding. NCBI's taxonomy places the organism in Eukaryota, Metazoa, Mollusca, Gastropoda, Physidae. The record is from RefSeq and is a predicted model, not a curated record.